This is a messenger RNA of Lasiosphaeria miniovina, 1485 nucleotides long. RefSeq lists its product as uncharacterized. The record is from RefSeq and is a predicted model, not a curated record. Lineage: Eukaryota; Fungi; Ascomycota; Sordariomycetes; Sordariales; Lasiosphaeriaceae. Bases 1 to 1485 code for a protein of 494 amino acids. Gene Ontology annotation, molecular function: RNA binding. The transcript has 7 exons. Gene Ontology annotation, biological process: positive regulation of mRNA splicing, via spliceosome. Gene Ontology annotation, cellular component: spliceosomal complex.
AUGGCUCUGCUUUCGCCUGUCAAAACUUCGAACGACAGACGCAUGGCACGUUCUGUCACCACUGGCGGCCCUAUGGGAGUGAACAGCCAGCCUCCGGUUUUUCUCCGAAACCAAUUGUCAUAUACUUCGGUCCGGCACCAGAGCCGGGAGAUCGACGCGCAGGGACUCUACCCUUCAACCGCCUGCGUUUUUGUUGCUAAUUUGCCCGAACCCAAGGACGACUACACUCUUGAGGCCGCUGUCACUCGGGUCUUCAGCCGAUAUGGUACAGUCUUCGUCAAGAUUCGACGCGACAAUAAGCACAUGCCUUUCGCAUUCUGCCAAUUUACGAAGAACGAGGAUGCCAAAACUGCCAUGGAGCAGGGCAAGGGCGCCAUGAUCUUUGGCCGCCCCUGCCGCACAGAGAUGGUUAAAGCGAACUGCUCUUUCAUCGUUUGGAAGCGUCGCGGCGGUGAUACCACAGUUGAUGAAGUUCGUGAGGUCCUGGAGCCGUUUGGUGAGCUGACCAAGUGCGAGCCCCUUGACGACGAGGUUCGGCAUGCCAUCAGAAUCCGCUCUGCUGUUCACGUUGAAUUUAGCAACUUUGAUCCGAGCCGUGAUCUCGGCUCUGGAGUUCGCCAAUACGGAGAGUAUCAGAUUGAUCCCUUCGACCCCAAGAAGAAACUGUGGGGCGCCCGCCCCGAUGCUGAUAAAGAGUAUCUCAAGCAAUAUGACGUCGAUCGUCGCACCGUCUAUGUCACUGGACUUCCCCUUGAUGUUGACGAUGCCGAAAUGACGGACUUCUUCUCCGAGGUCGGCCAGGUGUCUAAAGUUCAUAUUGUUAAGAGACCUGGCUACGAUGUGAUCUACCGGGCCUUUGCAUUUGUUGAGUAUGCCCGAGGAGACAUGCCCGACAAGGCGGUCGAUCGAUUCAGAAACGAUGUCAUGCGUGGCCACAAGCUCAAGGUUGAGCGCAAGAUCAGUAAACAUCAAAUGCGAACCCCGCGGCGCGUCAAGUCGUUUGCCUUCCUCACUGGCAACCCGUCGGAUGGUAUUGAGAAGCAUCAAGCAGCCAACCCCAAGACGCCUGCUGCCUUCGAGGGCUCAGAGCAGUCUCCAGCCAUCAUUGCGUAUGGGACCCACAUGACUCCGGCGUCAGCGCCACCCACCCAGGGAUUUAUGAUGUACCCCGGCGUCGGCCACCAAAUGCUCGCCCCCGGAUACAUCAACACUCCCACGGGACCCCACGGGCCGGUUUUCGGCUAUAAUGGUAUGCCAGUCACGCCCUCUCCGGUUCCAACCGGAUACGCGCCGUAUAUGGGCGCAUACUGGCCUGGAGUCCCUUCUUCACAGGAUCGCACCGCAGGAAUGCCCCAUGGCCUAUACGGCUCGCCUUCCAACGUAGGCGGUGCUAUGGUCCCGGGUUCUGCGGGCCCAAACUACACCCCAGUCCACUAUGGCGCGAACUUUGGCGAGGACGUUGGCAACGACAAGUCCAGCGCCUAG